Messenger RNA from Neoarius graeffei (lesser salmon catfish), 4347 nucleotides. RefSeq names its product v-rel avian reticuloendotheliosis viral oncogene homolog A (gene rela). Gene Ontology annotation, molecular function: DNA-binding transcription factor activity, RNA polymerase II-specific; RNA polymerase II cis-regulatory region sequence-specific DNA binding. The record is from RefSeq and is a predicted model, not a curated record. Lineage: Eukaryota; Metazoa; Chordata; Actinopteri; Siluriformes; Ariidae. The transcript is spliced from 11 exons. Gene Ontology annotation, biological process: inflammatory response; innate immune response; cellular response to stress. Gene Ontology annotation, cellular component: cytoplasm. Bases 161 to 1981 code for a protein of 606 amino acids.
GAGGGCGGUCCGUAAACUUACUUUCGUCUUGGUGAAGCGAGGAAGAACAAAACCUGGCAACAAAUACUCUACAGUAUAAAAAAACAGUGCAAAACGGACGGAUUGCUGCGUUUCUGUGGAUUUUACACGCUUUUUUUUCCCAGUGAGAGUUGGAGCCGAAAUGGCUGAUAUGUUCGGCUGGGGACAGCCCACCGUGCCCCAAGGCACACCGUACAUCGAGAUCAUCGAGCAGCCCAAGGCAAGAGGGAUGCGCUUUCGUUACAAAUGUGAAGGGAGAUCAGCUGGCAGCAUUCCAGGAGAAAAGAGCAAUGAUUCCACCAAAACACACCCAGCCAUCAAGGUGCAUAACUACAGCGGCCCAAUCAGAGUGAGGAUCUCCUUGGUUACCAAGAGCCACCCGCACAAGCCCCACCCACACGAGCUGGUGGGAAAAGAUUGUAAACAUGGCUACUACGAAGCUGAUCUGCCCGAGAGACGGAUUCACAGUUUCCAGAAUCUUGGUAUUCAGUGUGUGAAGAAGAAGGAUGUCGCUGAAGCCGUUUCCUGUCGCCUGCAGACACAGAACAACCCUUAUAACAUUCCCGAAGCCAAAGUGUGGGAGGAAGAGUACGACCUGAACGCUGUCCGCCUCUGUUUCCAAGCAACCAUCACCCUGGCAACUGGCGAGCUGUACCCCCUGGAGCCUGUCGUUUCUCAGCCAAUCUAUGACAACAGAGCUCCGAACACAGCCGAGCUCAAGAUCUGUCGCGUGAACAGGAACUCCGGCAUAUGUCGGGGCGGAGAUGAAAUCUUCCUACUGUGUGACAAAGUGCAAAAAGAGGACAUCGAGGUACGCUUCUUCCGAGACUCCUGGGAAAGUAAAGGCUCGUUCUCGCAGGCUGAUGUCCACAGGCAGGUUGCCAUCGUGUUCCGCACGCCGCCCUACUGUGAUACAAACCUGAAGGAGCCCGUGAAAGUGAAGAUGCAGCUCCGCAGGCCAUCAGACCGCGAGGUCAGCGAGCCCAUAGACUUCCAGUACCUCCCCGCUGACCCAGAUGAGUACAGGCUGAUGGAGAAGAGGAAGCGAACAGAGGGAAUGCUCCAAAACCUCAAACUGGGCAGCAUCAUGUCAGAUCCCACCCCUCAGAGGCCUUUCAAUCCUGCCAGAAGAACACUUACAGUUUCAAAACCCUCAGCUUCUGCCAGCGCUCCACCAGUGGUGAAUCCUGUGUCAUGCGUGAAGCCCCCUUUGUACAGCACUCCUGCUCCAGGCCAUCUGUUCACCCAGCCCAAAACCGAACCGGCGCCAUCCAAUGGAGACGGAUGGAAGUUCUUCAGCAAUGUCACCGUGCAACCUUCCGCUGCUCCGGCUGCAUCCGUCGCUCAAGAUUUCCGCACUGUCAACCUCUCCGACCUGCACGACAACAUUUUCUCCACCUUUUCUUCUUUCUCUCCCGCCGUUCCAGAUCAGUCCGACUCGGGUAGCAGGAGGGAUGGAACCGGGGCUAACGCGGUUGGGACUGCGGUGGCCCCAGAGACCCAAACCCCGUUCGCAACUCCCAUGGGCCUGAUAGAUGAGCACGAGAUUCCGGAGUUCCCGAGUUUUUCUGAAAAUCAGUCGUCAGAUAUGGAGCACAUCAACACUGACGAGUUUCAGGCGCUUUUGGGGCAAAGCGGACUUCCUGGAGACGGCACUUCGGCUGCUUCUGUGUGUCACGCCAGCGCGGCAGGAAACAUGACCGUCGAUAACAUACUGGGUUCUAAUGGUGCGGAGCAGGUGGCGAGAAACGUGGGCAACGGGAACUGGAUGAUGAGUUUCCCACCAAGCAUCGUCAACCUUUUGCAGAACGAGCAGAUGACGGAUACCGGCUUGCCCAGCACAUCCGCCCCUCCCCUCGGCCUUGACGAGAUGGACAUGCUGAACUCCAUGGAUGAAGAUCGUCUCAUGUCCAUCCUUAACAGCAGCAGCCAAGCCAACUUCCUGUCCGGGCAUUCCACUUAGAGGUUCUAGACAGUUGGGUUUGCUGCACCAUCCUUAUAUCAAGACUGGAACUAAAAAAGAAUAAGGAAGAGUGGGACAGAAGACAAAAUGGAGGCCAGAUUUUCACAAUGCCUACUGAGGCCAUCUCCGCACACACAUUCAUUAUCUCAUGCCUGUCUUUUAUUUCUUCCUCCAAUCAAAACACAUACAUUUUCACGCAUACCUAACAGCAUUUUAAAAUUGACCUCGCUCUUUCCAGUUCCACUUCUCUUUGAUGAAAGCAUAGCUCGCGUUUUGUAAAGAGCCUCGGCUCUGAAAGCGAUCCAGAGCCGCGGUAAAGGAUCGGCCACACCCACUCGACGGACCGUUCCUUUCUUCGAAAACGGAAUGAAGUCAUCCAAAUUAGAUCCAGCCUUCGAAACAGACCUUGGUAAACAUUAAAGGUCCACCAAGUUCAAGUAUUUUUGUUACAUGUUAUAAAAUACUGAGGGGAAAAACAUGCGAAAGCUGAUGGGUUUGGAAAUGUUGACGUCAUAACGAUGGAGAAUCAUCCCUGACGUGGCACUGGCAUUAGUUCCUCUUCAUAUAUGAUGCAAAGCCAUGUGACUGUUCAUGUGAUUAGUGGUUACUCAGUAAUCGACAUAAGUCGAGCAGUAUGGUGAUUUUUUUUUUUUUUGCUUGUUUUUUGGUUAUGUGGUUGGGAUUUUGGGGUUCGGUUCUCAUUUAAAUCACAACCAUAAUUCAGAGCUGUUCGACUACUUCGUGGACUUGUCAGAAAAUUUACGUUCUUGUUAUUUUAUUUUUAAACAAUUGGCUGACAAUGAUUGUGUAUGUGGAAGGGGAAUAUAUUGCUUGUAAUAAAAUAUUGCCAUAUUUAUUAGAAAAAGAGGUUAGGCAAGACAGAUUAUGGCAAUAUAUCCAAUCUUACGACGUAUCAACAGCUUGUACAGUGUUACUCAAAUGUAAUGGCACCCCAGGCGAUUUCCAGCCUAAACAUCACGUGACCUAACGGUUCGAAAUUUAGCCUUCGUCCAAGCGAUUUAUCUGAAGAGAUGAUCGAUUUGAUUUUAUCGUUUGAGGCGAGGUCUGAUUCUCAUCAGCCUCCCGCGCGUCCUGCAUUUAGACUCGUUAGAUCGAACAGUGUCCAGUCUCUGUCUGAAAGACAUAGAAAUGGAACAGGAGUCAAAUUACGGUUGAGAAUUUUAUUUUUUGGACACCAAGACUUACAAAGUCUGAUUUUCAAAAGAUGAAUAAACGGUUAAAAAGAGGAAUAUUUUCAUGGUGCCGUAAAUAUUAUUUUAUCACGCUUUUUGAUAAAUGUAUAUUCUAAAAUAAUAUAAUACAUUGUGAAAGGUGGAACAGUUAUUUUGGCUGCCAUUUUUGUCAGACUUUUAACGUAGUUCUCGAUAAGCAGGGUUUCUUGCAAUGCUGCCUGAAAUCGCAUCCUAAUUACGCAUAAGUCGGUUCCUUUAAAUGAGAUACAGGCGAAUGGUGCAUGUUGGAAAUUGUGAUACAGGACGAGGCCUGGUGCCAAUACUUUUGGACAAAACAGUAAGUGCGUCGUGAAACGAGGGUAAGCAAGGUGUGUGUAUAUAGUGAGUAAAGGAAAGUGAUAUAGCAGAAGUAUAUCACAACAUAGCCUAUAUCAUGGUAUUAUGUAGUAAGCCAUAUGAUACCAAGUGGGCUGUGUGCAGAAGUUUUGACGCCCUGUCCGAAACACGCCGUGACGAUGGAAUAAGGAAUAAGAAGGAAGGAAUAAGAAACACUGGGCGGUGUGCUGUUAUAGCAAAAUAGGCAACGGUAUGGUGGUGUGAUGAAGCAGAGUUAUAGUUACCCCUCUGGUAUCUACCACAGCAGUUUGCAUAAGAUUGAAUCUUUUUUUUUUUUUUGUUAGGGCUAAUAAAUGAGCGUGUCAGGUUUUUUUCUUUGUAUUUGACUUUUAUAACGGCAGCACCGACUGAUGCUGGAUGUUACAGAAAACAAAAUCAACACCUUCUGCCAAAUUAGAUUUUGUACACUUAAAUAACAGCAGUGUAUAGGUUUUUCUGUCACACACAGAUUGAGUAUGCGAUCAGUAGUACAUGUGUAAGCGUGAAAGGAAUCAGAAAUGCUGAAACUGGUAUAAUUUGCCCAUUCUCGUUACAAUACAAGUUUUCUACGAUUGAAUACAAAUAUCCUUUUUGUUUAUAUCGUUGUUUAGUGAUGAGAAUAUGAAGGGAUUGUUUCCACUCACUUUCCUAUUAUUUCUGAUAGUCAAAUGUUUUUAUAAUUACCUACUGACUUGUAAUCCGUAUGUGUAAAAAGAUGUAUGUAGAUUUGAUACUCGUGUCGUUGAUCAAGUAGACACUGAAGAAACAAAUAUAUUUCCAUUAAAUAUACUAAACUGG